AUGGCAACCACCACCACCAACACCUCCUCCUCCUCUUCCGGUCCAGGAACCGCUACACCCGGUCUCUCCAAGGAUUCACGGAUAUUAUGUAUAAACUUCAACCAGGACCAAGGGUGUUUUGCCAUUGGUCACGAAUCAGGAUUCUUGGUCUACAACACAAACCCCAUUGAUUUACGAGUCAAACGAAACUUUCCUGCAUCGGAAACAACAACAACCACCACCACCACCACCACCAAUGGUGGAGGUACCGGGAUCGGCCAGAUCAGCAUGCUUCAUCGAACAAACUAUCUCGGAUUGAUUGGCGGGGGAAAGUCACCCAAAUUUGCUCCGAAUAAGUUGGUCAUAUGGGAUGACUUGAAACGCAAAGUUAGUUUGACUUUGGAGUUUGACAGUCCUGUUAUCAAUGUAUUGCUAUCGCGGAUCCGAAUCAUUGUGGUGUUGAGGGAUAAGAUAAUCGUAUAUGGCUUUUCGGCCCCGCCAAAGAUGUUGACCAGCUAUGACACAAUUGACAACGAGUUUGGCAUUGCCGAUUUGGCCAGUGUUAGUAAUAGCGCAGCUACCAGUGCGUCAUCGAUAUCUUCACUCAGUUCCACCAGUACUAAGUCGCAAACCCUUGCGUUCCCAGCACGAUCCAUGGGCCAAAUCCAGAUUGUUGACGUUGGACAAAAUAUUAUACAUAUAAUCAAGGCUCAUAAACUGAAGUUACGAUGUAUCACUUUGAAUAAGACGGGGACACUUGUUGCAUCAGCAAGUGUAACGGGGACGAUUAUCAGAAUCCACUCCACUCACGAUCAGGUAUUGCACUACGAGUUCAGAAGAGGAUUAGACCGAGCAAUAAUAACAUCGAUGAAGUUCUCUCCUGAUGAUUCACGAUUAGCUGUUCUUAGUGAUAAACAUACAUUACAUAUUUUCAAUAUUGGUGAAGCACCCAACCGACAGCAUGUAUUGAACCGGUUAUCCGGGAGUGUACCCAUCCCGCAAUACUUUAAGAGCACAUGGAGUUUCUGCUGUGUCAAUACGAAUAAAUAUCAUUUAGAUAGUCAGCCUGACCAGGGGGUUAUUGGAUGGAGUGGUACUGAUUGCGUGAUUAUAAUUUGGCAGAAUAAGCGCAUCUGGGAAAAGUAUGUAAUUGUCGAGACCAGCAAUGAGGCUACAACUUAUGAGAUUGUUCGGUCUAGUUGGAAAAGUCUAGAAAGUGAAUAG
This is a messenger RNA of Spathaspora passalidarum NRRL Y-27907, 1203 nucleotides long. RefSeq lists its product as uncharacterized. Lineage: Eukaryota; Fungi; Ascomycota; Pichiomycetes; Serinales; Debaryomycetaceae. Gene Ontology annotation, biological process: autophagy of mitochondrion; protein lipidation; protein localization to phagophore assembly site. Gene Ontology annotation, molecular function: protein binding; phosphatidylinositol-3,5-bisphosphate binding; phosphatidylinositol-3-phosphate binding. The transcript has a single exon. Gene Ontology annotation, cellular component: extrinsic component of membrane; phagophore assembly site membrane; cytosol. The record is from RefSeq and is a predicted model, not a curated record. The coding region runs from base 1 to 1203 and encodes 400 amino acids.